Molecule: messenger RNA, 2805 nt
Organism: Psilocybe cubensis
Lineage: Eukaryota; Fungi; Basidiomycota; Agaricomycetes; Agaricales; Agrocybaceae
Exons: 5
Coding region: 1-2805 (934 amino acids)
Source: RefSeq, a predicted model, not a curated record
AUGGCACUCAGACUCAACUGCUUAGUUCACGGCGACGAUCGCAGCGGGAUAUUCACUGUCCGUGUUUUCGAGGGCUUCAACGUUGCCAAGCUCAAGGGUGCAAUUCUGUCGCACCCUAGGUUCUCGCACCUCGAUGACCUCGACCUUCGGCAUGUCUCAGGCCCAUUUCUGAUCAAUGAUGUUGGGCAAAAAGAUCUUAACAUCGACAACUAUGUGAAACUGUCAAACGACUCGGAGAAGAAUUCAUCGAUCUUUGAAGAUAUUUCGAACGAUUGUCUGCACAUUCUCAUUGGGAGAGUAUCAACGGGAUUGAACGAAAGCUCAAUCAAAGAUCCCAAUGAAUCCGAGGACGCAGGCGUGUCUAACACCAAUUGGAUGUCAAUGGCUUGGGAAACCAGAUACUACGGGGAACAUCACAUAAAUCUCCUCACAAACAUACGUAAAUCCAUUGGCGACAAUCCAGAUGAAAAUACGUCAGCGAUUAUCCAAUCUUCCGGCUUUGGCAAAUCGCGCACUGUGGAUGAAAUGGCAAAACUCGUGGCGACCAUCCCCAUGAAUAUACGAGAUACCAGAGACAACGAGCAAGGUGCGUAUCCGCAUCCCGAUGAAGACCUUACAAAACUUUUCAAGUUGAUCGCUUCAAAGGCUAGAAAUCUGGAUAGCGCCGUAGGGGCCUUCCAUAAGUUCUUUGCAAUUCUAUUCCGCGAGUUUUCCAACAAGGUCGAUGCGUUGCUUCGAAGCGGCAGCAAUCAGUCUUUGCCUGUCCUGUUGAGGGAUGACUUGGCGAAAGCCAAUUCCAGGUCACUUCUCUACAAGACUGUGUGUGAGCAGUACAGUUCAGGAGCCUUUCCUGCCCCACAAUUACACAAUUCGCUCACGGAACUUGGCAAUCUGAUCACGAAAUUGAAACCAACGAUGGAUAACAAGGAAGACCCUGCUUGGUUGAUCCUUUAUGUCGACGAAGCCCAUACGCUAACCGAGCUCAAAAUCGCUAAGGAUACGGAUACAAAGCCAGUUUCGGAUACGGGUACAAAGCCAGUUUCAACACUUUAUGAUGCAAUGGUUAAAGCCGCUACUACAUAUUGCGGUUGCAAAUUCUUCAUCCUCUUCUUGUCAACAUCCUCUCGGCUCCGUCGCUUGGCAGGUCUUAAAGAUGUUGCCAGGUCCGCGCGACAAUCUAUGGCUGAACUCGUAGCCCCGUUUACAGAAAUGCCUUUCGAUUGUCACUCUGAGCUACAAAAUCGCAAAUUCAGACCAACCCUGCUACUCAAAGAUAUUCAGAAGCACGAUUUUUUAACCUAUUUCGGCCGUCCAUUAUGGGCAUCGGCGUUUGUUGGUUCCGCAAACAAGGAUAAGCAAAUCAGGGCGUUGGCUAUAACGAAGCUUAUGGGCGUGUCGGGGAUAGAUAUUUUUACAAACCUCACGCCAAGGCUUGCCGUCCUCGACACCCUUCUCAAUCUCGAGUAUUCUCCAACGAAACAUCAGACCCUCCAGCUCGCCGAUGAUAUGGUCGCGGGUAAUAUGCGAACAGCGUUCUCUGUGCCCACCGACCGUUUGUCCAUGUACAGUGGGUAUCCAUCAGAACCCGUACUUGCGGAAGCGGCAUUGAAUAUUAUUCAUCGUAAUACAAACAAUGCCUGUCAAGAUCCUAUGACCAAAUUGUAUAACGAACUAUCGGAUGAUGUCAAGGAGGCGCUCGACGUGGGACAGCGAGGGGAGAAUGUGGCCAAAAUCAUUCUUCUGCGUGCGUACAUGGCCGCAGUCCGGGCGGAAUCCGCCAACGAACAACACGAAAGCUAUCCAUGGGCCAAUGGGUGCAGUCUGAUCGCCUUCCUGAAGCAAUUGACUGCCAUGAAAUAUCACACCGAAGUGCUGGGAUCAAUGCCGGACACUGAAGUUGGCGGACAACGCUUAGACAAAGCGUUCGAGAACGCAUGGGUGCGAUUCACGCAUUUUGCAAGGGGCACAGAUGAUGCGGCGAUGACAACUUCGAUGGCUUGGGUUGCGUUCGUCAGAGGCAUGGCAGUGAUUGGUUGGCCUGCGCAGGGCUCGGUCGACUUGCACAUCCCGGUGCUCUUGCACAAGGAUAAACCCAUUAUGGAGAGCAACAUGUCCGGUAUUCUCGUGCAAGUCAAGUUGCGCAGAGCAUGGUCUACGCAGUCAACCGUGGCCAUCGAUGCAGAUAAACUUCUCUACUUUCCCGGUCCUAAAAACCCUCGUGGAUCAGUGGAACCACUUGAUGAGGCGAGCAAGCGUCGGCCUUAUAUUUCCCUUGUCAUGGCCCUCGGCAGGCCUGUCAAAGUGAGACGCCCACCAUCGCUCGUGGUUCAAACUACUGAUAAGCCAGAGGCAAAGCCAACGAGUAAACCUAAUCUGUCUUGUACCGAAUCCAACGCUGCACCGUCCACUGGCAAGGAGAAACAUCCCGCACAUCCACGGUAUAGUCUAUUCUUCUAUGGGCGAUCACACAGGGUAUAUGGCUGCAUCCCAGAAGACCAAUCCACCCAAGACGCAUACAAUGCGCUUCUCAACAUUGGUGCCUCACCUAGCUCGAUGUUCGAUGCCCAUCCUAAAGGCCGGGAUCAAAAAUAUGUCUAUCAGAUGAAACCAUUUUGGACUAUUGGAAAGAGCUGCUUUUAUUGGGUGGAAGAUGAGUUCUUGAAUCAUUCCGAAGCACAGGACGAGAGCGAUGAGUUCUUGGAAGCGCUGUUUGUUGGAGAUAAUACUUCGAUGGAUGUUGACUCGAUACUGAUGCGAUGGAUGUUGGGGACGCCUAGUUUCAAGCGCCGCUUAAGAGUGUGGUGA